Sinocyclocheilus anshuiensis is the source of this 1145-nucleotide messenger RNA. RefSeq names its product cytosolic sulfotransferase 3. Gene Ontology annotation, molecular function: sulfotransferase activity. The coding region runs from base 141 to 1046 and encodes 301 amino acids. The transcript is spliced from 8 exons. NCBI's taxonomy places the organism in Eukaryota, Metazoa, Chordata, Actinopteri, Cypriniformes, Cyprinidae. The record is from RefSeq and is a predicted model, not a curated record.
AGAAGAAUAAGAUAAGCUGUGAUCUGAAGACAUGAGCAUUCCACGGAAGAAGCUACAAGAAACAUUUGAGGAGAGUAAAGUCAAGGAGAAAAAUAAGGGGGAAAAAAGAUAAAGAAAACGGUUGUAAAUGAAUCAGCAUAAUGGAAAUCCCUGACUCAUCAUCAAUGAAACCACCUAGUCGACCUGAGUUGUUUGAUUUUGAGGGUGUUUCUAUGAUCCACAACUUCACUGACAACUGGGAAAAGGUAAAAAACUUUCAAGCAAGACCUGAUGACAUUCUAAUCGCCACUUACCCCAAAGCAGGUACCACCUGGGUGUCAUAUAUUCUAGACCUUCUGUACUUUGGUAACGAUGCUCCAGAGCGUCAGACUUCCCAGCCUAUCUAUAUGAGAGUGCCAUUCCUGGAGUCAUAUUUUAAAGUGAUACCAUCAGGGACAGAACUGGCUGAUAAUCUGCCCACUUCUCCUCGCCUCAUCAAAACUCAUUUACCUGUUCAGCUUGUUCCCAAGUCCUUCUGGGAGCAGAACUCAAAGAUUGUGUAUGUAGCUCGGAAUGCAAAAGACAAUGCAGUUUCUUAUUUUCAUUUCGAUCGAAUGAACAUGGUACAGCCUGAACCAGGAGACUGGAACACUUUCUUACAGACAUUUAUGGAAGGAAAAAAUGUGUUCGGCCCUUGGUAUGACCAUGUCAGUGGAUGGUGGGAGAAAAAACAGACUUACUCUAACCUAAUAUACUUGUUCUAUGAGGAUUUGGUGGAAGACACUGGACGUGAGGUGGAACAUUUGUGUUCCUUCUUGGGUUUGUCAACCUCGGUUGAAGAGAGGGAGAAAAUAACAAAAGGGGUUCAGUUUGAUGCCAUGAAACAGAACAAGAUGACCAACUAUUCCACUAUCCCAGUCAUGGACUUCAAGAUCUCACCCUUCAUGAGAAAAGGUAAAGUUGGAGACUGGAAAAAUCAUUUCACUGUGGCACAAAAUGAACAGUUUGAUGAGGUCUACAAACAGAAGAUGAAGAACACCACUGUCAAGUUCCGCACUGAAAUCUAAUAUUAGAGAGUUCUGAAUGCUGCACCAGAGUACUAACUAAAAAAGUUACAUUUAAUUUUUAAACUGUCCCGAUGAAAUCAGAAUUGUUUGAAAUCAAAA